AUGGCGUUUCACCCGUUCGAGGUCGACGCAGUCCAUCUCGCGUAUACCAUCCUUGGCGCGUUCGUCGUCAUCUUUGGUCUCUUCUCCGGCUUCAUCAAGGAGAAGCUCUACCUCGGUGAAGCACCGAUUGCAACAGUCACGGGCAUUAUCCUAGGCCCGCAUGUGCUUGGUUUAUUCGAUCCGAUAGGAUGGACCCAUGAGCAGCACACAAUCGACUACAUCACGCUCGAGGUGACCCGAGUGGUCAUUGCCAUCGGCGUGUUCGCCAUUGGCGUCGAGUUGCCUAAGGCUGUCGUCGGUGGAAAGUUUGCAGACAAGCACGUCCCGUCGCACAUCCGUCACCUGCUCUCCGCCGAGUCGGGAUGUAACGAUGGAGCGGCGUUCCCUUUCCUCUACAUCGCCCUGUUCCUGACCCUUGAUAAGAGUGCCGGUCACGCCGUUGGAGAAUGGUUCUACUACACCUGGGUGUACGAGAUCAUCAUGGGCACCCUCAUCGGUACGCUCCUCGGCUGGUCGGUGCGCAAGGUCAUGCAGUUCUCGGAGCGCAAGAAGAUCAUUGACCGUCAAUCGUUCGUCGCCCAAUACGUGAGCUUGGCGAUUCUGUCCAUUGGCAUCUGUACCCUUCUCGGCAGUGAUGACCUGCUGGCCGCUUUCGCAUGUGGUACGGCGUUCGCCUGGGACGGUGCGUUCAACAAGGCGACCGAAGACUCCAUGUUCUCCAACGUCAUCGACCUGCUCUUCAACUGCGCGUGUUUCAUUUACAUCGGUGCGAUCAUCCCCUUCAAGGACUUUGGCAACGCUGCAUUCCACCUUUCGGUGUGGCGUCUCAUCGUGCUCGCGAUCCUGAUUUUGCUCCUGCGCCGCAUGCCCAUCAUCCUCGCACUGUACAAAUUCAUCCCCGACCUCAAGACGUUCCACGAGGCCGUCUUCGUCGGCUGGUUCGGCCCCAUGGGUGUUGGAGCUAUUUUCAUUGCCACUCUGGCUCGCCACCACAUCCCUGAGCCGGUGAACGACGGCGACACCUCGCAGGUCGACCUGCUGCAGGAGACGAUCGUGCCCGUCGUGUCGAUGCUCGUGCUCGCGUCGGUGCUGACGCACGGCCUGUCGAUCCCCUUCUUCAUGUCUGGCCGUCGCGUGCACACUCUGACGUACACGUGGUCGCGCAACCCGUCGAUCGCGACGAACAACGAGCCGGCUUGGACGACGCAUGCGCGCCGCAUCAUUCCUGGCCAAGACGUCGAGAUCAACCGCGACGAGGAGGAGGGCGACCUCGGCAUGCAACAUCGCAUGGAGAAGUCGAGUCACGGCGACACGACGGACAGCUCGCACUCUGGCUCGCAGACCAGGACGAUCGAGGGUCAAGGCGAGAAGAUCACGGAGAAGCGCACGCGCGAUGGCGAGGAGCACGUCCGCGUCGUCAACGACGGCGCAGGCACGCCUCCAAUCGCCGAGUACCGCGAGGGCCAUGAUCUGAUCAUUGAGCACCGCGAUGGCGCAGAUGACUGUGACGUGACGACGCACGUUGUCAAGAAUGCGUUCCGUGACAACGGCGAGCCGCACUCCAAGUUUGAGGAAGCGCGCGACGUCGUGCACAACAUCAUCCACAGCCGGCCCGGGUCUCGCUCGUCGAGGUUCUCGCGCCAGUCUCGCGAAUCGGGCCAUUCCAUGACGCCCGUGGCGUCGAUCGACAGCGAGCACGCCGAUGACGGUUUCGUGCGCCGCGAGACGGGUGAUGGUAAGAACAUCAUCGAGCUGCCGCCGAAUGACUCGCCGCGACCUGCUCGCGUCGACACUCCUCCAUCACCGAGGAGCGGCGCACCCCCCGUCAUCGUCACCGACCACGCAUACGACAGCGAUUCUGAGCACUCGACCAACGCAGGCAGCGACUACGAGGACAAUGGCGGCCGCCGGCCGUACGCGCACCUGCAGCGCCCCAGCGUGUCUUCGUCCCGUGACGAGCCCUCCGUCAGCCGCACGCAGAGCACGCGCGACUCCCUACCCCACGUGCACAGCUACAUCCCCGCCGAGCGCCUCGCGCCAAAGAAGGAGACAGGCGGUUGGCGGCGCUUCUUAGGUGUUGGGCGGAAGCCGCAGUCCUCGCACCACGCGGCCGAGGAGGGCCGCGCGCGCCCGUCGACGCCCGACUCGGACGACGGCGGCUUCAAGCGUGUCCCUACCACUCGCAGCGUGCACCGCACAGCGACGCUGGACCCGAACGAGGGCGGCAUCCCGCUGACGCGCACGCUGUCCCGCGCGAUCAGCUUUGCGCCUGACAUUGCGCCGAGCUCCGACACCGCGCCGAGUAUCGGCAACAAUGGCAACAAUGCGCCCGGCUUCAAGCGCAACCCGGACCUGAGCCUGUUCCGGUCGUCGAGCAUCCGUUUCGCGGAUGACGAGGACGAUGAUGACAACGACAAUGGCGGAGGGCAGAGUGUCAGCUUUGCCGAGCCGAAGAAGUGA
Trichosporon asahii var. asahii CBS 2479 is the source of this 2460-nucleotide messenger RNA. Its product is annotated as Na+/H+ exchanger AnNHA1. Gene Ontology annotation, biological process: regulation of membrane potential; sodium ion export across plasma membrane; proton export across plasma membrane. Lineage: Eukaryota; Fungi; Basidiomycota; Tremellomycetes; Trichosporonales; Trichosporonaceae. Gene Ontology annotation, molecular function: sodium:proton antiporter activity. Gene Ontology annotation, cellular component: plasma membrane. The transcript has 2 exons. The record is from RefSeq and is a predicted model, not a curated record. The coding region runs from base 1 to 2460 and encodes 819 amino acids.